CCUCUGUAUUCCCAGGACUGUCCAGAGGAGAAGGUCCCAGAGAACCCUCAGAUGACCAAUCAGGGGGAACAUCUAAUUAUUAUUAAAGUAGAGGAUGAAGAAGAGAGGAUGAUGGGCGAUCCCCCGUGUAAGAGUGAGCUGGAGGAGGACGUUCCAGGAGAUGUCACCACAGAAAGUCUCUGUAAGAAUUCUGAGGGAAACUUCAUGUUAUCACUAAAUUAUAAAGCAGAAGAUGAAGACAUCAUGGAUCACUCUUCAGGAGAAAACCUCAUUAUACUUAAUAUGCAUCCAGGACUUCACAGUACAGCUUUAUCAUAUUAUCCCACUAAUCUUGAGGAACCUUCUCCUUUCCAAUCAGAGAUUGUUACAACAAGUACAGAUCAGAAAGGCUGUGAAAUCUCAGGUCUUUCUACAAACAGAAGAACUCACACAGUAGAGAAACCAUACUCCUGUUCAGAAUGUGGAAAAUGUUUUAAAGAUAAAUCACAUCUUGUUAUACAUGAGAGAAGUCACACAGGAGAGAAACCAUAUUCAUGUUCAGAAUGUGGGAAAUUUUUUACAGAUAAAUCACAUCUUGUUAGACAUAAGAGACGUCAUACAGGAGAGAAGCUACAUUCAUGUUCAGUAUGUGGAAAAUGUUUUGCAGAUAAAUCACAUCUUGCUACACAUGAGAGAAUUCACACAGGAGAGAAGCCGUUUUCAUGUUCAGAAUGUGGACAAUAUUUUACACAAAAAGCAAGUCUUUUUAAACAUCAAAGAUAUCACACAGGAGAAAAGCCAUUUUCAUGUUCAGAAUGUGGGAAAUGUUUUGCACAAAAAUACAAUCUUGUUGAACAUCAGAGAAUUCACACAGGGGAGAAGCUGUAUUCAUGUUCAGAAUGUGGGAAAUGGUUUACACAAAAAUCAAGUCUUGUUAGACAUCAAAGAUGUCACACAGGUGAAAGGCCAUACUCAUGUUCAGAAUGUGGAAAUUGUUUUAUAUAUAAAUCACAACUUAUUAUACAUGAGAGAAGUCACACAGGAGAGAAGCCAUACUCCUGUUCAGAAUGUGGGAAAUGUUUUAGACAAAAAUCAGAUUGUGUUAUACAUGAGAGAAUUCACACAGGAGAGAAGCCAUAUUCUUGUUUAGAAUGUAAGAAAUAUUUUACACAGAAAUCACAUUUUAUUAGACAUCAGAGAUUUCACGCAGGAGACAAGCCAUAUUCAUGCUCAGAAUGUGGAAAAUGUUUUAUAUAUAAAUCAUAUCUUGUUAUACAUGAGAGAAUUCACACAGGAGAGAAGCCUUAUUCAUGUUCAGAAUGUGGAAAAUGUUUUACAGAUAACUCACAUUUUCUUAGACAUCAGAGAUUUCACAAAGGAGAGAAGCCAUAUUCAUGUUCAGAAUGUGGGAAAUGUUUUAGAGAAAAAUCAGAUCUUAUUACACAUGAGAGCGGUCACACAAGAGAGAUGCCAUUUUCAUGUUCAGAAUGUGAGAAAUGUUUUACACGGAAAUCAGAUCUUGUUAAACAUCAGAGAUUUCACAAAGGGGAGAAGCCAUAAUAAUGUUCAAAAUGUAGGAAAUAUUUUAGAGGAAAUUCAUAUCUUGUUACACAUGAUAG
Bufo bufo (common toad) is the source of this 1598-nucleotide messenger RNA. Its product is annotated as zinc finger protein OZF-like. The transcript is spliced from 3 exons. Lineage: Eukaryota; Metazoa; Chordata; Amphibia; Anura; Bufonidae. Gene Ontology annotation, biological process: regulation of transcription by RNA polymerase II. The coding region runs from base 52 to 1539 and encodes 495 amino acids. Gene Ontology annotation, molecular function: RNA polymerase II cis-regulatory region sequence-specific DNA binding; DNA-binding transcription factor activity, RNA polymerase II-specific. The record is from RefSeq and is a predicted model, not a curated record.